Purpureocillium lilacinum is the source of this 1902-nucleotide messenger RNA. RefSeq lists its product as uncharacterized. Lineage: Eukaryota; Fungi; Ascomycota; Sordariomycetes; Hypocreales; Ophiocordycipitaceae. The record is from RefSeq and is a predicted model, not a curated record.
AUGUCCUCCGUUGAGCGUAUCGACAGGCUUCUGCGGCGCAGCAAUGCCCUCGUCAUACCCAAAGAUCAGCAGCGACUGCUCGAGACAGAAGGGUCAUGGACGCCGAAGCUGAGGAACGCUCCUGAUGACCUCAUCAACGUCCCUGACCAUGUCAUCAAGACCGUUGAGCAGGCCUACAUCCGGGCCAGGCAGAUGGGCCGCCAUGAUGAGCCUAACUCCAAUGGAAACAAACGCCCAUCAAGUGCGGAUCUUCCGCCUCCCAAGCGGAACCCUACUCCAGAACCUCCAGCGCCGACAAACGGGGACCAGGGUUCAUCACCCGUCGCGUCUCCCAAGAGCCAAAUAUGCGACAAGAGCCCGUCGCCCUGUCGUGAUAGCGCGAGACACAGCCCGGCCGGCGCCCAACCUCCAACUCGUCGUGAGAGCCCCAGGCAGGCACCACGGAUGCCUCCUCCUGCGGUCCCGGUACCGCGACCAGACAUCUAUGACAUUCCUCCAGAUUCCAGCGAUAACGAGGAUGAUCUCGAUGUCAACGUACCGCAAGCUGGGGAGCAGCAAGACGCCCGAGUCAACAUGGCCGCAACUCAUCGCCUCCUGCAAGCCACGCCAUACCAAGAUGCCACAGCAGACGUGAUUGAUACGCCGCCGUGCGCACAGCCCAGCCACUCAAUCGUCCCAGAAACGCUUCUGAAAGAGCCCGGGCCUCAGCCUGAGACUGUGCGCCAUGAAGACCGACAACAUCGGCACAAGAUGUACACACUCAACUCGAGCCCGAUCAAACCUCUGGCUACAGCGGCGACAUCGAGGCGGAUGGCCACCACCAAGGCCUUUUUGGGAACAGUCGACGUCAGCAGCUCGUACUCCACGUCUUCCGGAUCCGUGGUUCCGGCCACGCUCGCUAGCUCAACCCUGAAUUCGGUACUAGCAUCAGUCGAGUCGGGCGAUGCCAUCAUGGGGACGAAUGAACUAGAGGAGGCGGACGACUCGGACUCGGACGCGGCUCUGCCUGAACACGCACCAGAACUGCCUGGUGCCGCCGCAUCGUCCCAGCCAGAGGUGUCACCACCGGCACUCCAGAAUAUCAACCCGUUCGGCAAAUUUUCAUCGACAUAUCCAGACUAUGUAACACAAUACCGAGGUAGCCUGUGGAGCUUCAUCAGGGCUCUCAUAUGUCUCGAGUACCUCAAGAGUGAGAGGCUAAUCAAGGAAAGCGGGUACGACGAGUUUAUUCGAGCGUUCUCACACGGCUACUUGGAGUAUGUGGCACGAGCAGGUCCCGGCCAGGAGCCUCUGCCCGCGAUCGAAUGGUUCAACAUGCUGCCUGGGAGGCAGCUUUACAGCGCCAUGGUCGUCAACGCCGGCAACCUGGAUGCCAUCAUCAAGUCGUUUCCGCACGAGGUGUCGCGGGCACGAAGAAUCAUUCGAGGAGCUUCGGAGGAGGCUCCUCCGGCACGGAACUUGAAGAAUACUAGAGAGCCUCGAACGUUAAGUUCUAAGGCAUCAGAGCCACGCCCAGAACCAAGUCUGAUACCCAGCAGCGAGGCCAUGGACGUGGAUUUGCCGGAUCCUGUUCUUGGCCGGCGACCCCGACAACUUGAGGAACCGCCGGCUCCCGACUCAUCUGAGCCGCCACUCCGGGUUGCUAGCCGGUCACAAGCAGCGGGGUCCGAACCAGCCGCGGAGCCGGCAACGCCGGGCACAGCACCGUCGAGCCGGGAACGGGCCCCGCGGUCAUCUGGCUACUUUGCGAGGCUCAAUGCCAAAGUAUCAAAGAGUCGACAGCGAGCGUCCGAGGAACGCAAGGCGCGUGUUCAAAAGCAUCUACGCAAGGAGGGGUCGAGCCGCCGCAGCUCCAUCAGCAGCAGCGGUCGGACCAAAUCACUGGACAAAAGCAAGAGCUGA